CGGCAUUCUUAGCCUUAUUGCUCCCCUAUUGCGUUUUCUCUCUUCUCACAAGCUUAAGAGUGGGAUGUCACGAUAAGAGACUCCAAGUUGGUGAGCUCCUAUACCUUCAUCCGCCCUGGAGAUUUCUGUCUGCCUUUGGAUGGAGUAAGCCUCUCGUUCGAAUCCCUUCUUUUCCAUUCAGAACAACAGUCAAUUGGUCCUCUACCUCUCUCUUUCUCCCCUCCUCGAGAAUUGGCGGAUCAUGGCUCCCACACUUGAGGCAACUGUGCCGGUGUUAGAAGAGAAGAAUGCUUUGGAAAACAAGCCCAUUGUCUUGACGGGUGAUGGCACUGCUGGUUCAGACAGCCAGCCCACUUCCGAUUCUGUCCAGCGAAAGCAUGUUCCCAAGUUUGAGCUUGAAGACCAUCCAAUUGACGAGGUCCAGAAGCUCCGGGUCGCGGUAGUCGGAGCCGGCCUCUCGGGGAUUACUACCGGCAUCCUUCUGCCCGCAAAGGUUCCGGGAAUCGACCUGGUGAUAUUCGAGAAGAACGCUGACGUGGCGGGGACAUGGUAUGAGAACAUAUACCCAGGCGUCCGAUGCGAUAUUCCGGCCAAUGUUUAUCAAUCAACUUUUGCUCAGAACACCCAAUGGUCGGAAGAAUAUGCACAGGGUGCAGAGAUCAGGGACUACUGGCAAGGCGUUGCGCGGAAAUAUGAUGUCUACAAAUACGUCCGCCUGCAAAACAAGAUCAACGGCGCGUCAUGGAAUGCGGAGAAGUCAAAAUGGGAAUUGAGCGUCGAGAAUCUAGAGAAGGGCGAGAAGUACAGCGAGGAUUUCGAUAUCCUGAUCACGGCUAUUGGACGCUUCAAUUCUUGGAGGCUUCCAAACUACCCCGGUAUCAAUGACUACAAGGGUCACCUACGCCACUCCUCGAAUUGGGAUCCGAACUUCGAUCCCACGGGGAAGAGGGUGGCUGUCAUCGGUAAUGGGGCAAGUGGUAUACAGCUGGUUCCAAACUUGCAGAAGGUGGUAUCACACCUAGAUCACUACGCUCGGAGUAAGACAUGGAUUGCGGGCUCCUUUGGCGGGGAGGGAUCAGGAAGGACUCUUGAGCCCAAGUACUACCCGAAAGAAUUACUGAAGUCUUUUGAGGAGGAUCCAGAGAAAUAUUACAAAUUCCGAAAGGAUCUUGAGGGGAAGUUUUACCAGCGCUUUGGCACCCUGUUCAGGGACUCGGACGACAAUAAAGGACUUCGCGAGGAGUUUAUCAAACUGAUGGCACAGCGAGUACAGAAGAAACCGGAGCUACUUGAUAGCCUCAUCCCGGAUUUCUCACCUAAUUGCCGCCGCCUCACCCCCGGCCCAGGAUACUUGGAAGCGCUCACUGAAGAUAAUGUCAGUUUCAUCCAAACGCCUAUCAAGAACUUCACUGCAGAUGGCAUCGUCACGACCGACGGUGUCGAGCGGAAGGUAGACGCCGUCAUCUGCUCGACCGGCGCUAAUGUCGACAUGCUGCCUCCCUUCCCAAUCACCGCCAACACACACUCCCUCCACUCCGCCUGGACACCGGACCCUAUCACCUAUCUUGGGGUCGCACAUCCCUCAUUCCCCAACCUCCUCUUCGUCCAAGGCCCCAACGCCGCCGGCCACAGUGGGACCAUCCCCAACCAGGUCGAAACCCAAGUGACGUACGUCGCGCAACUCCUCCGCAAAGUCUCCCACCAAGGCAUCAAGACUUUCGCGCCCUCGCAAGCCGCCACCGACGACUUCGUCGCUUACUCCGAUGCCUUCUUCCCGCGCACCGUCUUCACCGACAACUGCAGCAGCUGGGCCAACGGCGGCAAGCCCGGCGCCCGUAUCCACGGCCACUGGCCCGGUAGCGCCAGCCACGCCAACUGGAUGCGUCGCGAGCCGCGCUGGGAGGAUUGGGACUGGACCUACCGCAACAAGAGCGGCAACCGCUUUGCAUGGCUGGGCAACGGAUGGACUACCAAGGAGAUCACCGGUAAGGGCGAUUUGACGCCAUAUCUGAGAAAGCCAGGGGAUGUGGAUCUCAGGGGCUAUCAUGAGGAGUGGUACGAGGGAUUGGAAUAGAAUGGGCCAUUGGAUUAGAUCAGCUUGCGUAGUUAUGAAUGGAAUAAAUGGAUAGAGUGAAAUGUACAAAGAUGGUCCUGUGAGAUUUGUAAUACAUACCUUAGCAGAAAACAGU
Amorphotheca resinae ATCC 22711 is the source of this 2189-nucleotide messenger RNA. RefSeq lists its product as hypothetical. The transcript is spliced from 2 exons. The coding region runs from base 242 to 2074 and encodes 610 amino acids. Lineage: Eukaryota; Fungi; Ascomycota; Leotiomycetes; Helotiales; Amorphothecaceae. Gene Ontology annotation, molecular function: flavin adenine dinucleotide binding; N,N-dimethylaniline monooxygenase activity; NADP binding. The record is from RefSeq and is a predicted model, not a curated record.